Molecule: messenger RNA, 1137 nt
Organism: Geodia barretti
Lineage: Eukaryota; Metazoa; Porifera; Demospongiae; Tetractinellida; Geodiidae
Source: the annotation of a GenBank genome assembly
AUGGGCAGGAGGCUUUUCAAGGAACUGGAGCGCUCGUACGGUUUCGACGAGGUGGCCAUCGUCCCCGGCCAGGUGACCAUUAACCCUGAGCUCACCUCCACCAAGAUGACCAUUGGCGACCUGGAGUUCGAGAUCCCCAUCAUGGCCUCCGCUAUGGAUGGGGCCGUUUCUCCCCGGUUCGCUGCCCGCAUGCACGAGCUGGGCGGGCUCGCCGUCCUCAACGGCGAAGGCCUCUAUUCCCGCUACGACGACCCCUAUUCCGUCCUCGAAGACAUCAUCGCCACUCCCCAGGCCGAGGUGACCGAGUUCCUGCAGCAGGUCUACUCCGAACCGGUCAAGGACCACCUGAUGGCCGCGCAGGUCCAGGAGAUCAAGAAUUCCGGCGCGACCUGUGCUAUAUCCUUUACGCCCCAGAGCACCAAGCGGAUGUCCCCCAUCGCUGUGGAGGCCGGUGCCGACAUGAUCGUAGUCCAGUCCACGGUCACCACGGCCCGCCACAUGUCCAACAGCUACCGGGGGCUGAUCUUCUCCGAGCUGAUCGAGUCCAUCAAGGUGCCGGUUAUGGUCGGCAACUGCGUAACCUACGACGUGGCCCUGGAGCUGAUGGAGACGGGCAUCGACGGCGUGCUGGUGGGAGUGGGCCCCGGCGCGGCCUGCACGACCCGCGAGGUGGUCGGUGUCGGAGUGCCCCAGGUCACAGCUACCCUGGAGUGCGCCGCCGCCCGCGAGGACUACUACAAGAGCACCGGCCGGUACGUGGCGGUAAUCACCGACGGCGGCAUCCGCACCGGUGGUGACAUCUGCAAGUCCAUCGUCAGCGGAGCCGACGGCGUGAUGCUGGGCACCCCCUUCGCCCAGGCCGAGGAGGCUCCCGGGCGCGGCUACAACUGGGGAAUGGCCAACCCCCACCCCGAGCUGCCCCGCGGCACCCGGGUCAAGGUUGGCACCAAGGGAUCUCUCGGCCAGAUCCUAUACGGUCCCACGUCGGUAACCGACGGCACCCAGAACUUCGUCGCCGCCCUGAAGGUGGGCAUGGGAAUGUGUGGCGCCUACUCAAUCCGCGACCUGCACCAGGCCGAAAUGAUCAUCGCCCCGGCCAUGAAGACGGAAGGCAAGUUCCUCCAGCUCGGCGGGUAG